Molecule: messenger RNA, 1285 nt
Organism: Salvia splendens (bonfire salvia)
Lineage: Eukaryota; Viridiplantae; Streptophyta; Magnoliopsida; Lamiales; Lamiaceae
Product: cocosin 1
Exons: 3
Coding region: 89-1081 (330 amino acids)
Source: RefSeq, a predicted model, not a curated record
UUUUGCAGUAUAAUAAAUACUCGUCUUAUUUUCUAUAUUUCCAUCUUCAUAUCCUCAAGAUUUCCAUUUGUAGUGAAGUAUCAAGUAGAUGGAGAUGAAUUUAAAGCCUCAAAAGGCUGACACCACCAUAUUUGAAGGAGAAGGUGGCGGUUACUACGCGUGGACAGCGGCCAAAACUCCGGUGGUUGUGGAGGCAGCGAUAGGCGCCGGUAGACUUGUUUUGCAGCCACAAGGCUUUGCUUUGCCUCACUAUGCCGACGCUAACAAAAUCGGCUAUGUCAUCCAAGGGAGUUGCACCGUAGGCCUGAUAUUGCCAGAGAAGCCCGAAGAAAAAGUGUUAAUCAUCGAGAAAGGAGACGCCAUUCUAUGUCCAAUCGGGAGCGUUACGUGGUGGUUCAACGGCGGCGAUUCAGACGUCAACAUAAUAUUCCUAGGUGAAACCAGCCAAUCAUACACCCCCGGCCUGUUCGACUACUUCUUCUUGACAGGCGCCUUGGGAGUUCUCCGUGGCUUCUCCACUGAGUUCAUCGCCAAAGCGUAUCAUCUCAACCACGAACAAUCCAAGCACUUGGUCGAAUCCCAAGCUAAUGCAUUGGUCGUCAAGAUUGACGCGGGCGUUGUUAAUGGAUUUCCCCACAAAUGUAAUUGCACGAAAGAAGAAUAUGUCGUUAAUCUUGAUACUGAUACUGAGUCAGAAACUGAUCAUACUGAAAGGGUUGGGCUUACUCCAAAAUUGGUGAGGCUCGAAGUUGAGGCGGUGCUGGACCCUUAUUACAGCACCACACAUCAGAUCAUGUAUGUUACGAAAGGCGGGGGCCGGAUUCAAAUCGUGGGAUUGAAUGGUACGAGAGUGUUGGAUGAGGUUGUGGAGGAGGGCCAUCUCAUUGUUGUGCCCAAAUUCUUUCUUGUUGCUCUCAUGGCUAGUGACAAAGGCUUGGAAUGUUUAUGUGUUUCCACAUCUCCCAGGCCUUUAACGAUGAAGAUAGGUGGCAACACAUCAGCAUAUAAAGCUUUGUCUUCAUCAGUUUUGGAGGUUGCAUUGAACGUGUCUCCUGAGUUCAUCAAGAAUAUCAAGUCUUAAAAUGAAAAUGAUUUCAUCACUUUGGGUAAGAAUAAAAUCGUUUGGUGUGGAUUUUAUAAUUUUGGGUUUAGUAUGAGCAGGUUUCAUUCGGUUUCUAAAUCGAAAUGCUUUUUCAUAUUACUAGUGGUUGGCUUGCUUAGUAUGUUUAUUUGUUGCAUAUGAUAAUGUUAUGGAAAUAAAAAAAAUACCAUUUCUUUGUUGGUU